AUGUCUCAAUUGGCCGAUAACUUUGUUUUCGCCGAAUAUCUCGAUGUUUGGGGCCCUCAAGCUUCAAACUCAAGCCCUUCCGUUAGCCCUUCUUCUACUCAGGCCCCCAGGCCAUCGUCGGUGGAGAGCCAAUCUUCAGGGUAUUCGUCCUACGACGACCCUUCAUCAUGCUACACUCCAUGGUCAACCGGCUCUUCCCCAGUCGAGCAAGACCGAUUUUACCCGGAACAGAACGGGUAUUAUGCUCAAACGGAGAUUUUUAAUGUGAGUUUACAAUUUUUUUUAAAUGAUUUUUUGAGUUUUUUUUUUUUUUAAAUUAAUUUCCAAUUUUUUAUUAAUUUUCAUUUUUUUAUUAAUUUAAAAUUUUUUUACUAUCUUUCAAUUUUCAGCCUCAAUUUUAUCCCUGCGCUCCUCAGCCAUACAGCCAAGGACAACAGCAAUAUCCAGCCCAGCCGUUCUUUUAUGGACAAGCCCCCCAAGUUCUCUAUGGAAUGCCCUAUUGGCCACAGCUUCAAGGCCAUAUCCCCCAUCCACAGCCUAACUACGAUGUGUGCUUCUGCGCACAUUGCAUGGAGAUGACCAGAAAAUCUUAUAAAAAGCGCUAA
Bursaphelenchus xylophilus (pine wood nematode) is the source of this 605-nucleotide messenger RNA. Lineage: Eukaryota; Metazoa; Nematoda; Chromadorea; Rhabditida; Aphelenchoididae. The record is from the annotation of a GenBank genome assembly.